AUUUUGCUAUGAGGGAGGACCAGGCAGCAUACGAGUUGAAAUAGUCGCAAAUUGAACGUCGAUCGUGAAGCUUGUGUGGACUUCUCAGCGGGAAAAAUAGAAUCUUGAGAAAUACUUACGCCGCGCCAAGAAUCUGCAAGAUAAAUCUUUUCGCUUCUGUGCGUGGCUAUAAAUAAACUACAUGCUCGUCAAAAGGGGGACAAAAACAAACUUCGAGUGAAACUUGCGCUCGCGAGCCAAGUGCAAAACGAAGGGUCAGAGCCCAAAAAUAAAGAAAAAUAUGGAAUGGAAAAUGUGAAAAAUACAAAAGUGAAAUUGCCCGUAUCGUAUCGUGGGGACAUAAAAAAGCGGAAGUUUCUUUAUGCAACCAAAUUUUGUUUACAAGACAAAUAUAGCGUUACCAUUUUAAGUAAUAUAUAUAUAUAUGUCCUUAUGUACUUAAUAUCAAAAAUUUAAAAACAUUGCCAAAUGCUCGAUCAAAGCAUUUGUGAAAACUCAAACAGAUCAAAGUGCUCGGCAUAAAAUAACAAGCAAAUCAAGCGGCAAAUUCGUUGCGCAAAUUGCUGAGAAAGAACAGGGCUGUGUCGUAAGCAUGCUAAAUAUUUCAAGCAAGUCUACUAAAACUAAACAGAGAGCUGAAAAAAUACUGAGUAAAACUAUGCAGGACUGAGAAAAAUCCGUGUACGUAAAGUACAAGAAAAUGUGAGAGAUUUGGGCGCAGCAUAAAACGCAAUUAACAACAAAGCAAAAGCCCCACUAAAGACAAAUAUAAAAGACAAACGUAAUGUGAAAGCUGGUGCUCAACGCAAAUUAUAAUUAAAAUUGAAAAUUCGAAAAUACUACCGAACUACUUACGUGGUGAGCAGCACAUAACCAAGAGCCGAGGGAGACACGACAACAUAACAGCAGGCGCCAUGAAGUUUCGCUUGGAAACAUUUUGGUUAUUUCUGCUGACAGUUGGCGGCAAUCACAAGCAAUUAAGCAGUGAUUGUUGCAACCGCCCAGGCCUCUUGGGUAUACCAGCAGCUGCAGCUACCACUGACACAGCGACAACCAGGCAAAUAUCAAUCGGGUUGCCGGACAGCGACGCAGAGGCACACAACGGAAAUGAGCUGGAAAAUGCAUGGAAAAUGUGGGAGACCGCAAGGCAAACGGCGGCCGAGUCGCCACCGGUUAUUGGGGACAUAACUACAACGGUAAGCAGCGCAGCCUGGACAAGAGCACAACCGGAUGCUAAAUCAAUUGCCCAACAAGUGUUCAAGCAGGCCAGGGCCUCGGUGCAAAGCUUAGAGCUAAACCUAAAGAGGAGAGUCGCCAUGCUUUUCGAAAGCGAAGACAGCGAGGCUGAGCCAACCACAACCACAAUCGUAGCAGAGAACGAUUCCGGCAGCACACAUCAUCCGGAGCGACGGCAUUUAGUGCCCGAUAAGCUGCAGUACACCAAGGAGUUGCAAAUCAAGCAGGGUCGCCUGAUGGGAAUCACACGUCGCUUUCAAGUGACUAGCGGACUGCGUGCGGUGGAUCAAUAUCUGGGAUUGCCCUAUGCCGAGGCGCCCACAGGCAGUCGACGUUUCAUGCCACCAGGUGCCCCCCUACCCUGGCAGGGACUGAAGAUUGCGCGUCAUUUGCCGCCAGUGUGUCCACAGAAGCUACCGGACGUAUCCCCGAACAGUGGUGUGAAUAUGUCACGUGGUCGUUACAAGCAUUUGCUGCGAUUGCUGCCGUACCUGAGGACGGAAAGUGAAGACUGUUUGUAUUUGAACUUGUAUGUGCCGCACGAGGAGCCACAGACGGCGGGAAAACAACAGCUGGCCGUGCUAGUUUAUUUGCACGGCGAGUCCUUUGAAUGGAAUAGCGGCAAUGCCUAUGACGGCUCUGUACUCGCCAGUUAUGGCGACGUUAUUAUUGCCACUGUCAACUACAGAUUAGGAGUACUGGGCUUCAUGCGACCAAGUAUAGAUGCACACAAUCUGGCUAAUUAUGCUCUGUUAGAUCAAAUCGCAGCGCUCCACUGGAUCAAGGAGAACAUUGCAUCCUUCGGCGGCGACAGCUCGCGUGUCACAUUGAUGGGCCACAGUACGGGCGCCGCUUGCGUCAAUUAUCUAAUGGUAUCGCCUGUGUCUUCAGGUCUCUUCCAUCGCGCCAUACUCAUGUCCGGCUCGGCCAUGUCAGAUUGGGCCGCCAGCAACCAGUCUCUGCAAUUGACCAUGCAAAUCGCACACGCACUCAAUUGUCCUGUCAGCGAGCAUGAGGAGGAUGACACUUUGCUGGAUUGCUUGCGACAGCAUCGCUACAAGGAUAUCGUGCACAUACCAACCUCGUUUCAACAAUUUUCAACAUCAUUGGGCCCAAUUGUCGAUGGACACGUAAUACCAAAUCAACCGUACAAGGUCAUGGGGCAUUAUACGGAGUAUUUCAGCCGUUAUGAUUUAUUAUUCGGCAUCACGGAGUCAGAGUCCUAUCAUACAUUGGCUGCAUUAGCACUCGAGGAAGGAUUACGUGAAAAUGAACGUGAUAAUUUACUGCGUUUCUAUAUGCAGAGUCGCUUUGAUGUGCGUCCCGAUUUGGCAUUGGCUGCCACACUAAGAAAAUACCAGGACAUGUACAACAAUCCGAUUAAGGCCACGAAUUUUGAGCAUCGUGACGUUGUGCUGGACAUACUCUCCGAUGCGCGUGUGGUCGGUCCACUACUGCAGACUGGCAUGUUCCACGCCGAUGUGAACCGGCGCAAUUAUAUGUACGUUUUCGGCCAUAAUAGCGCGACAGGGCCAUAUGCAAAUCUACCACACAGCAUAAUGGGUGAAGAGUUGGCGUUCGUAUUCGGUGCGCCGCUGGCGCCGGCCGGCCCUUUUCCCAGCCACAACUACUCCGUGCAGGAAAAGCUGCUUUCCGAGGCGGUAAUGGCAUAUUGGACGAACUUCGUAAAGACUGGCAAUCCAAAGGCUCCUUGGAAAGGUUCAUUUCUUAACUCGCAUGUGCUCGAAUGGGAUCGAUAUGAUUUGGAUUGGCCAGAGUUUAACAAACGUACGCAAGCCUAUCUAAAUAUUGGCAUACCACCAACAGUGGGGUACAAGUACAGACACAUCUACAUGAAUUUCUGGAACAAAGAGCUGCCGGACGAGCUGAAUCAGAUUGCGGCUAUACAGGAGCAGGGGCAACAACAGAUGCGUGGCACAUCGACAUCGCACAUGGCCGGAAACGAGGUGAUUACGGGUCAUAUGAGCAAAUUCGGGGCUCGCGACAAUGUCGCCGAGGAUCCGGUGCGUACGCUCAAAUUGCUGCUACAGGAUCCGCUGGCAACAGCCGGCGAACAGACAGACACAGCCGCCGAGAACAUGUACAAUGCCCCGCCCACUUUUGGACAUGUCCAUAGACAGCAAGGCAUUGGCACGGUCACGGCCGCGGGCACUGGCUCUGUGGCAGGCAGUGGGACUGGCGACGAGGUAACAGCAUUUGCCACCAUUCAAAGCACAGAUUAUGGUGAAUUUGGAGCAUCAGCAGCUCCCAGCUUGCCCUCGGAGCCGAUUGCAAAAUCAGAGACGACGCUGCAGCUACUCAUAGCGCUGAUUGCCAUCUUCAUUGUGCUUAACGUGGUCAUCUAUGCUACCUUUCUGUUUCGCCAGCGUCGCAAGCGUGCCAGCUCUCUGCAACGCAAGCUGGGUGGCAACAUACUCAGCUACGACGGCGCCAACGAUGAUGAGCUUAAGCGCUGCAGCAAGUCACGCGACGGCGACGACAGCUACGUACUGGACGUGGUGCGUAAGUCCAACACCUACGAGGCCAUCAAAACCAGCCAGCGGUCCCCUAUUAACGGCUACGCCAUACACCGCCAGCUCAGCAGCUCCACAGUGGACACGCACACUAAGGUGUGCGAGUGGAUGUCCGCUCAGCAUCAUGGCCACACGCUGCCAAAGUCCGGCAGCUUUGCCACGCCCAAUGCGCCUUCGCCGCCAAGCGCACUGCAUACUGAUGGGCGCAUCAUCAUCUGCCAAGACAUUGAGGUGACCGAUGCCAACCUCCUGACGCCACAACACAUGCACGACCCCCACGAAACGCUGCACUACGAGCUGCUGCUGCAGCGCCAGCACUCGGCGCUGACCGAGCCCAGUGAGGCGACGCUUUUGCCUCUGAUGGACAGACACUCCCACACGCACUCGCACUCGGAUCCAGUGGAUAUGAUUCUAGCGGCGGAUGAGCAAGUGACAAGCUUUGUGCACGCGGACGACGUUGACAUCAAUGUGACCAGUCGCGAUGAAACUUCGCUCAUCCUGCAACCACUGAGCGCCGCUGAGCAGCUGGAACUGUUAAGGCAGCGCAACUAUCCAAAGGUGUUGCCAACAGCACAAGAUUUGCGAGCAGGGAACAGCUACAAGCGCAACUCGCUGCCGCCGCAGAACUUUGCGGCACCGUUGCCACCGCCGCGCACCAUGAGCAACACGCUCGGCAGGCCUCGGCGAGAUAGCAGCAACAUUACCACAUCGCCUCUAAUGCUGGCGCAGGAUUGCGGCGAGGACGAGACGCGUGAACCGCAAAUUACACAAAAUACGCUCAUUGUGGGCCCUAUUGUGCCCAAAUCUCCAGCGGCUUCGCUUAAGCGCAGCAAACAAUUAAAGCCGCAAUUAAUAAACGAGCCAACUUUUGCUGCCGCCAUUGGCUCUGCUUCAGCCUGCGCUACUUUAAGCGGCUCAUUUCAAUCGUUUGAAUCCGUGCCACCGGCUCAUGAGGCGACGCCGCCUCAAGGUGAACGCACCGAGUGCGUCUAUGCAAUUGAGGCAAGUGCCAGUGCCACAUCGCUUCCCAGCUCCCCCGCCAGCUGGUCGGCGCCCAAUGGCGACUUGUAUGCGCAACCGGCAAAGUCGCCCUCAAGAAACUCACUCAUACCGCGCCUGCUGCAGACGGCGUCGACACCAUCCGAGACGCAACGCGUUGGACAGCAGUUGUCAAAUUCAGCAGCAGCAGCAACGACUACAACACCGACAUCUACACAAAGCCGCAUACCGCAGUUGCAGCGACAGUCCUCUGGCAAGGAUGUUCAACUUUCAGCAGCAGCAGCAGCAGCAACAACAACAACAACAGCAACAGGAACAGCCACAAGUGAGCGAAUUGAGUCGACAAUCUCGAACGAUUCGUCGGCAUCGGGUGCCUCCUGGUGCUCCACGGAGUCAUCGUCGUCCUCCUCGACAGGCACUGUUCGCACGGAACUGCAGCAAUGUCAACAGCUCGGCAAAAGUAUUACGACAAAUAUAUGAAGGGUAGUCGUGGCACUUGCGGCAGGCACUGCUGCAAUUGAAUUUAACAUCCUCGGAGAGUUAUCUGCCAAAUUCUGGCCCAUGUCUCAGAUAUUUGGCACGUCGCCUUUCUCCAAUUCUUUUUGGGCUAGCGUCAAUUUAAUAAUACACAUCGGUCCACGGUUUGUAUUUGUUAUUUCUUAGCUGCUGUGGUCGCUUUGACAACUCAGACGCAGACUUCAAUUAAAACGCGACAAUUUAUUGUUAAUAGGAAAUUCGAUAAAGUGCAGCAACAUAACUAAUUAAGCAGAGUAAUGCUAAAUACAAUUGUACAGUAUUAUGCGAGGUGUAGGAGCAGUUGUAAAUUCUUUAAUUAAUAGACUAAUUUGUUAAGGCUAUGUAAUUAAUAUACUUUUGCAACUAACUUAUAAGUAAAGCGAAUGUUAAUAUACGAGCUGAGCAGUUUUAUUGAAGUUUAUCCACAGCCUCAAUUCUUCUUUCGCUCACAAUAAGCAUAACAAUGCCGAAUUUCGCAAGUGAAACUUGUUUAACUAUUGUGUCAGCAAUUUCCCCAACUUACUUGAGGACAGUAGACAAAAGUAUUUGUCGAUACACAAAUGCAGAUGCUAAAGUCAAAACCAAUUUUGCGGUGCUACCAACUUAAUUUGCAACAAGACAGCUUCAAAUGUAUUACGUAUACGUAAUACGUAUGAGCAAUAAGCCAACGUGAAAUACACUCUAUGAAUUCACAUUUUAGCAAUAAUUUCAAAGCUGAGUGCCAUUUAAGAUAAAAGUUCGAGUACAAGCUGUCUAUCUCUAUGCCAUACAAGCUGAUUGCAUAAAUCAGCAAUAGACUCGAAAUCAAAGUAUUAAAUCCGUCGCAAAUAAUGCAACAUUUGUGAAACAAAAUUUGUCAAAUAUUUUGGCUUUUGGUGUGCAGUUGUCGGAGAUGUGACCGCAGGGAGGUUACAUCCAAACUUGUCACCACAAAAUAGUUGCAUGUCAUAUACUGUUGAAAUUUGAAUUUAGUGCCAGUGCUUCGGGAAAGUUUAGCUUAGCAUUUAUGCCUUUGACUCUGUGUGUUGUAGCUGAAGCGUUCCUUGGUUUUCCAAGCGGAUUGAGUUAUUGUGUGCAGCUAUUUGAGUUUUUUUCUUGGUUCUAUAUGCAAAUUGCUGUCAUGCUGUUUGGAGUUUUAUAUUUGCUGCCACGCUGAUUGCUCUGGGCGCAAAAAGUGUAAAAGUUUUGAAGCGCAAGACGUGCGCUAAGAUUACAAUUCUUGCCAUGAAACGAAACAAACGAAAACAUUUUCACUACGCCAACAAAGUUGUAAUUAAAUUCCGUCUCCAAUUCAAUUGGCCAGAAGUAAGGUAUCUGCAAAGUCCUUUUCCGCACAUUUUGUGCACGUUUUGCAUAAAUAUAAUUAUUUGUUUGCGGUAAUUUUGCUGUGCGUACUUAACAGUCAUAAUAAAGCAAUGAAUCGCCGCACUUCAUUAAAAAGGUUUCACUGUAGACGCAACUAAUUGGGGUAUACGAACAAUUCAAGUCCAGUCCGCAUAAAUUACCACCGAGACCAUCGGCGCUCCUGCGGUUGUCGGCUUCAUUGACAUUUAUUUGCACUUCAAAGGAGUGCACAUAUCCAUGUGUUAAGUCAUCACGUAGCUGUCCAUAUGCCAUAUGCUUUGAUCCACUCAUAACAUAUCUCCAUCUGUUUCUCUUUCUCCUUUUGUUUCAGUACCUGCAUCUGCAUCAUACUAUGAUACAUUGUUGCCUCGAGCUCAGCACUCAAUUAAAACGAGUAUUUCUUUCACUGUUUUCGACAUUCUUGCCACUUGGGUAUUUGCCUUUGUGUUGCUUUUUUUCUGCUGCAUGAGGUUAGCAAGUUCAAAGUGUUUGAUAUGUUCGGUUAAUUGAAUAGGUUCUGACACAAGCUUUGUGGCCAAAGCAAACAAGUUAUGAAAUUCCAGUCCAAAUAUUUUUUUAAGAAACAAUGUAGAGUACUACACAAAUGGUUAGAUUUAAAUUUUAUUACUUUCACAGAAAUUAGAUUCGAUUAUUUGAGGAGAAGCAAACCAAGCGAAUAAUAAAAGCUGUAAAUGUCAUUAAACAACAUUUUGUACAGAGUUGGCUGUAACCACAAAUUAGUAGCUCAAGUAACUAGGCAUCCAAUUUGAAAAUGUUAAACAAAGCGUUUGUUUCUGCUCAGCUCAUAUAUCGAAUUAUGUGGUAGGUUGUUGGAGAAAAGUUGAAUAAUUGUUUUGCAGUUUUGCUGACAUUGUGGUUAACCCAUAAAAGCAAUACAUUUUUUAGAGCUUCAAAGCAAACAUUUUAUUCUUAAUCGCAUUAGGUUAUAUUAUAUAUUUAAUGGCAGAAGUAUGGCAUAUUUGC
Messenger RNA from Drosophila busckii, 7613 nucleotides. RefSeq names its product Nlg1. Gene Ontology annotation, biological process: chemical synaptic transmission; presynaptic membrane assembly; synaptic vesicle endocytosis. The transcript is spliced from 12 exons. Lineage: Eukaryota; Metazoa; Arthropoda; Insecta; Diptera; Drosophilidae. Gene Ontology annotation, cellular component: cell surface; synapse; postsynaptic membrane. The coding region runs from base 915 to 5249 and encodes 1444 amino acids. The record is from RefSeq and is a predicted model, not a curated record. Gene Ontology annotation, molecular function: signaling receptor activity; neurexin family protein binding.